Mytilus trossulus (common blue mussel) is the source of this 378-nucleotide messenger RNA. Its product is annotated as ficolin-1-like. NCBI's taxonomy places the organism in Eukaryota, Metazoa, Mollusca, Bivalvia, Mytilida, Mytilidae. Bases 1 to 378 code for a protein of 125 amino acids. The record is from RefSeq and is a predicted model, not a curated record. The transcript is spliced from 4 exons.
AUGGCUACUGAUGGUGGGGGCUGGACCGUUUUCCAAAGGAGGCGGGACGGAGUCACUGAUUUUUACCGUGGAUGGAUUGACUACGAGAGGGGAUUUGGUAAUCCUGAAAAUGAAUUCUGGUUGGGAAAUGGAAAUAUUCACGCUUUGACAUCACAAAGACGAUACCAAUUACGAAUUGACCUUAAAGAUUUUGAUGGAAAUACUCGAUAUGCUGUAUACAGUACAUUUAGUAUAGGCGAUGCUGAUUCUAAAUAUAAACUGACUAUUGGUGGUUAUACUGGAACUGCUGGCUAUAUUGGUGUUUUGCAACAAUAUUCAGUGCCAAUGGAAACACAGAGCUCCAGGAGAAAGCCUGGUCGUGGGACAGGUGGUAACUAA